Molecule: messenger RNA, 2167 nt
Organism: Silurus meridionalis
Lineage: Eukaryota; Metazoa; Chordata; Actinopteri; Siluriformes; Siluridae
Gene: cyp24a1
Product: 1,25-dihydroxyvitamin D(3) 24-hydroxylase, mitochondrial
Exons: 12
Coding region: 95-1606 (503 amino acids)
Biological process (GO): glucocorticoid biosynthetic process; cellular response to peptide hormone stimulus; C21-steroid hormone biosynthetic process
Cellular component (GO): mitochondrial inner membrane
Molecular function (GO): iron ion binding; heme binding; oxidoreductase activity, acting on paired donors, with incorporation or reduction of molecular oxygen
Source: RefSeq, a predicted model, not a curated record
AGUGUAUAUAUUGUAACACGGAGUCACGAUUUUAGAACAAAAUAAAAUUCUCAGCUUCAAAGCAACUUGACGAACUGAGUGCAAGAGAGCAGAAAUGAGAGCACAGAUUCAGAAAGCCCCAGCGCAGAUCCUUGAGGUGCUGAAGAAGAAGUCUGUCGGGCUGCAACACUGUAAACCAACAUCCUCGGUGUGUGUGCUGGACUCCAAAGAUGCUUUGCCCUGCCCUGGACACACUUUCCAGUCCAUCCCAGGCCCAACAAGCUGGCCCCUGGUGGGGAACCUCAUUGACAUCAUACGGAGAGGCGGCUUACAGAAACAGCACCAGACUGUGAUGGAUUACCAUAAGAAAUUUGGCAAAAUCUUUCGUAUGAAAAUGGGCUCAUUCGAAUCAGUGAACAUUGGAGCGCCUUGCUUGCUGGAAGCUCUGUAUAGGAAAGAGGGUAACUAUCCCCAGAGACUGGAAAUUAAACCAUGGAAGGCAUACAGAGAUCUGCGAGAUGAGGCUUACGGACUUCUCAUCUUGGAAGGAAAGGACUGGCAAAGAGUAAGAAGCACUUUUCAGCAUAAAUUCAUGAAACCAAAUGAAGUCGUGAAACUCGAUGGGAAAAUUAAUGAGGUUUUAGCCGAUUUCCUUAAUAGGAUUGGAGAGGUUAAUAUGGACGGGAAGAUCAACGACUUGUAUUUCGAAUUGAACAAGUGGUCCUUUGAAACAAUUUGCUAUGUGCUCUAUGACAAACGAUUUGGGAUUUUGAAAGAAAACGCUGAUGAAGAGGCAACUGACUUUAUCACAGCGAUAAAAACGAUGAUGAACAUGUUUGGCAAGAUGAUGGUGACUCCAGUUAGUCUUCACAAGAGCCUGAACACAAAGACAUGGCAAAACCACACGGCUGCUUGGGACUGUAUUUUUAAUACAGCAAAAAUCUACAUUGACAAGAAGUUGAAGAGUGGAGAUACCCAUGGUUUCCUUAGUGAUAUCUACCAUAACUGUCCACUUACCAAGAAGGAGCUGUAUGCAGCAAUAACCGAACUCCAGAUUGGGGGUGUGGAAACAACGGCCAACAGUGCACUAUGGGCCAUUUUCAAUCUCUCACGAAACCCCCAUGCUCAGGACAAGUUGUUAAAGGAGAUCAGAGAUGUUGUACCUGCUGGACAGGUUCCAUGUGCUGAGCAUAUUAAAAACAUGCCAUAUCUCAAGGCAUGUCUGAAGGAGUCCAUGAGACUUUCACCCUCCAUCCCCUUUACAAGCCGAACUUUGGACAGAGACACCUUGCUUGGGGAAUACAGUUUACCUAAAGGGACAGUUUUGAUGAUCAACAGCCAAGCACUUGGGUCUAAUGAGGAGUACUUUGACAAUGGGAAGCAGUUCAUGCCAGAAAGGUGGCUCGAGAACAAAAACUCUAUCAACCCAUUUGCUCACGUACCUUUUGGCAUAGGCAAAAGGAUGUGCAUUGGCCGGCGCCUGGCUGAGCUACAGAUACAGCUCGCUCUGUGCUGGUUAAUUCGUGAUUAUAAGAUUGCAGCAACAGAUUAUGAGCCAGUGGAAGCUGUACAUACUGGAACACUUGUGCCCAACCGAGAGCUUCCCGUGGCUUUCAUUCAUCGAUAAGACUUCUUCAUUACUGUGUGGAAACUGAUAACUCCAUAGCCUUUAACCAGAAGUAUUCAGAAGGCCUGGUUUUGCUGCUACUCUGCUGCUAAACAUCAGAAUGUAUUGCUCUGAUUAUUACUUAAGUUAUAAUUGAGGUAAUAAUGAAUCUUUAACUUACAUUGUAAGUGAUUAGUAUUGUACAUACAGUGUGUUCUAUGUAAAGUAAUAUUCUACCAUUAUAGUUUUCACUACCAUCAGUUUUAAUGAGCAAAUCUAUUCACUAUAAAAUCAAUGUCAUUUUGCUGCUGACAUUAUACGUAUAACUACUUACGAAAUGAGCAAAUCUAUUCACUAUAAAAUCAAUGUCAUUUUGCUGCUGACAUUAUACGUAUAACUACUUACGAAAUAAUUAUUUUGUAACCUAAAAUUUUAAAUAACAUUUUCUGUACACCAAAAUGUACCAUAGUCUUAGAUCAUGUGUAAAUGUAAAACUUGAAGUGUUUGCAAAAUGUUGAUCUUAUAUUAUGUUGUGUGUGUGUAUAUAUAUAUAUAUAUAUUAUAUAUUAUAUUAUAUAUAAA